UGAUACAACCAAUGAUAAUACCAUAAUCGGAAUCCAGUCAGCUGUUAUGUCAAGUGAAUAUCCUUAACCAACAAAAUAAGUAAAAAUAAGUUAAUUAAUUGGCCUUAAUAAAGAUUUUCUUGAUAAUAUUGUGAUCUUCCAGUGUAUACACAUUAUCAUACGAACGUACAGAGAAAAGAGGUCCUCUUUAAAAUCUAGUUGACUGAAUUCAAUAAUGAUAUUGUAGCAGUAUUAUUACUCUAUAUACUUCCAAGAUGUUCAAAGAAAACGAUAAUGCUUCUGGGGGUUGUAAUGGUGCACCACCACGUGCUCGACGCUUUCCACGAUUUUCCUUAAGGAGAUUAUUAUAUUCGAGCCCUCUGAUCGGUCGAAGAAUAGUUCGUGCCCCUAGUUCAGGCAACAGAAACAAUACUAAAGCUAAAGAUCCAGCGAGCAGUAGAGUAUUUAUUGAAGCCAGAGUAAGUAAUGGUUCAAGCCAUUAUCAAUUUUACAACAUAGACCUACAACGUGCUUCCAGCAAAGGCUCUGUACUUUCUUCUGCCGGAAAGAGCAAUGAAAGUGGAUUAAUGGAAUGCCCGUUAUGCUUAGCCGAUUUACCGAUCGAAUUAUUUCCUGUAAUACAAUCAUGUCAUCAUCGUACCUGUUAUGAUUGCUUCCAACAAUAUCUUAAAAUUGAGAUUUCAGAGUCAAGGGUUAAUAUAGCCUGUCCCGUAUGUUCAGAACCACUUCAUCCAAAUGAUAUUCGAAUGAUCCUAAACGAUUCAGCUCAAUUAGAAAAAUAUGAGGACUUUAUGGUACGAAGAGUCCUCGCGGUUGAACCCGACGCAAGAUGGUGUCCUGCACCAGAUUGCAGUUUUGCUGUAAUUGCCAGUGGUUGUGCUUCAUGUCCAAAAUUACGAUGCGAACGACCUGGUUGCGAUUCAUACUUUUGUUAUCAUUGUAAAGCACGAUGGCAUCCUAAUCAAACGUGCGAUGCAGCUAGAGCACAGCGUUCACAAUAUUAUGAACGUAGCUCCUCGCUUAGUUUCAGUCAAAGUGAUUCACAACACAGAGAUGAUAUUAAACCAUGUCCAAGAUGUCAAGCUCUUAUCGUUAAAAUGGACGAUGGAAGUUGUAAUCAUAUGACAUGUGCUGUUUGCGGAGCCGAAUUUUGUUGGCUUUGUAUGAAAGAAAUCAGUGAUCUCCAUUAUCUAAGUCCUUCUGGCUGUACUUUUUGGGGUAAAAAGCCAUGGUCCAGAAAGAAGAAAAUUCUUUGGCAAUUAGGAACUCUUGUUGGUGCUCCUGUUGGAAUUGCUCUUGUCGCUGGUAUAGCGGUUCCUGCAAUGAUUAUCGGCAUUCCUGUAUGGGUAGGAAGAAAAUUAUACACAAGGUAUAAGAAAGCCAACAAGCACAAGAGAAAUGCUUUUAUUGCAGGUGGUGUUACCGCAUCGGUAAGUCCGAAAAAUGUCUUAUAUUUUGUCUUUCUUUCUUUUUUUUUCUUUUUUUUUAAUCAAUAUUAUUUUUAUUCUCUACUUUGACAUCUCAUCUUUAAUUUAAUUUGACACAU
Vespa mandarinia (Asian giant hornet) is the source of this 1546-nucleotide messenger RNA. RefSeq names its product E3 ubiquitin-protein ligase RNF19A. Gene Ontology annotation, molecular function: ubiquitin-protein transferase activity; zinc ion binding. NCBI's taxonomy places the organism in Eukaryota, Metazoa, Arthropoda, Insecta, Hymenoptera, Vespidae. Gene Ontology annotation, biological process: protein ubiquitination. The record is from RefSeq and is a predicted model, not a curated record.